UUCUCGUUGAAUCUUCCGUGUUCUCUCAAUUGCAUCAUCCAUUCUCUCACCACACCACAGCUUUACAUAUAUAUAUAUAGUCCCAUCAUUUGCAUCCCCUUCGCAAUUCUCCGUUUACUCUCAGAGCAGAUCGAUAGACAUGCCUUGCGAGGUGAUGGCCGCCUGCGUCCAGAGCUGCUGCGCCAAGUCCGCCAUGAUCAAAUCCGUCGCUUUUGACGCUACCCGAUCUCUCAUCCACGGGACCGGUCUCUGCCAGCUCAUGGUCGACCUCUCCCUCGUCGACGAGGUGUGGUGCAGGAUACAGGAAGAGGCGCGAGCCGUCGCCGAAGAAGAGCCCCUCCUCCACAAGCUCUACGACGACCUCGUCCUCUCUCAUGAAACAUUAGAAUCCGCUCUCUCCGCCAACCUCGCCAGCAAGCUGGCCGUACCCGCCCUCCUCUCCACCAGCGUCCUCCGGGAUCUAUUCUCCGCGGUUCUGGGGAACGACCCUGAGAUCCGACGGGCCAUCCGCGUCGACCUCCGCGCCGCUAGGGACCGUGACCCGGCUUGCGAUAAGAUGGUACAUUGCUUCCUCUACUACAAGGGCUUCAUGGCGCUGCAGGCGCACCGGGUGGCCCACCGACUUUGGAUCGAGGGUCGUAGGUCGGUGGCACUACUGCUGCAGAGUCGCGUGUCAGAGGUCUUCGCGGUAGACAUCCACCCGGGGGCUCGGAUCGGGGCCGGCGUGUUGUUGGACCACGCCACUGGGUUGGUGAUCGGCGAGACGGCGGUGGUUGGAGAUGACGUCUCGUUCCUGCACGGUGUCACGUUGGGCGGCACCGGAAAGGAGAUCGGCGAUCGGCACCCGAAGAUCGGCGAUGGGGUGCUGAUCGGCGCUGGGACACAAGUGCUGGGAAAUGUGAGGAUCGGGAAAGGGGCAAAAAUCGGGGCCGGGUCGGUGGUGCUGAAGCCGGUGCCGCCGAGGACAACAGCAGUGGGGAACCCAGCAAGACUGAUCGGCGGCAAGGAGAAGCCGGUCCGUUUGGAGAGCCGAGCCGGCCUGACCAUGGACCACACCUCGUGGUCGGCUUGUACCACCUGAGAACACUCGGUUGCUGCGAUCAUCAUCAUUAACAGUGUAAUUGUCGAGUGCACUGAGGAAGGAGCUCAGCUCAAUUUGUUUUGAGCCGUCUCUCUUUCUCUCUUCCUUUCCCUUAUUACCUUCAUAUAAUAUGGUCCAGAAACAAGCAAGAAACAAGGUUUUCGCGGGUUCCCUUUUCCCUUA
Molecule: messenger RNA, 1264 nt
Organism: Musa acuminata subsp. malaccensis (wild Malaysian banana)
Lineage: Eukaryota; Viridiplantae; Streptophyta; Magnoliopsida; Zingiberales; Musaceae
Product: probable serine acetyltransferase 4
Cellular component (GO): cytoplasm; cytosol
Molecular function (GO): L-serine O-acetyltransferase activity
Source: RefSeq, a predicted model, not a curated record